Molecule: messenger RNA, 1349 nt
Organism: Frankliniella occidentalis (western flower thrips)
Lineage: Eukaryota; Metazoa; Arthropoda; Insecta; Thysanoptera; Thripidae
Product: U3 small nucleolar ribonucleoprotein protein IMP4
Exons: 2
Coding region: 197-1141 (314 amino acids)
Biological process (GO): rRNA processing
Cellular component (GO): Mpp10 complex; small-subunit processome; nucleolus
Molecular function (GO): snoRNA binding; rRNA primary transcript binding
Source: RefSeq, a predicted model, not a curated record
GGGCUCGUCUGGUAUUUACUCGUAUGAAGAUAAGCUUCAUCACAAUACACAUCGUGCUGUUGGUGUGCCUUUCAUAUGACUGUCAUGGCGUCGCUUUGUUUCCAACGGCACGCAACGACGACACAUGUGGUUGGAGAGUGAACGGCAGAGCUUAAUGUUAUUUUGAGUCUAAGUUCCAAUAUUGUUGGAGAAAAUCAUGUUGCGACGUCAAGCACGUCUCCGUCGGGAGUAUUUGUACCGUAAAAGUAUUGAAGAUCGCAAGAGAAGUAUUCAAAACAAGAAAGACCGGUUGAAACAGAGUUUGGAAGAUGGUACCCAAAUCCACACAGACUUGCAGAGGAAUGCUCUUCACCUGCAGAAGAAAUUAGAAUGGGAAGAUGAAGGUCCACAAAAAGCAGUAGAUAUCGGAACAGAAAUGGGUGGAGCUAGUGGAACUCAUGAAGACGAUGAAUACAGAUGGGCUGGUGUAGAGGAUCCUAAAAUUAUGAUAACUACUUCUCGAGAUCCUUCAUCACGGCUUAAAAUGUUUGUCAAAGAACUGAGAUUAAUUUUUCCUAAUGCCCAGCGUAUGAACAGAGGAAAUUAUGAAAUGAAGCAGCUGAUACAUGCAUGUCGAGCCAAUGAUGUCACAGACUUUAUUGUUGUUCAUGAACAUCGGGGUGUACCCGACGCCCUCACUGUAUGUCAUUUGCCCUAUGGUCCAACGGCUUACUUCACCUUAACUGAUGUGGUUAUGCGACAUGAUAUCCCAGAUAUUGGAACCAUGUCAGAACAGUACCCCCAUCUUAUCUUCCAUAACUUUAAGAGUCAACUUGGGCAAAGAAUUAUGAGUGUAUUGAAACAUCUGUAUCCUGUUCCUAAAGAAGAUAGUAAGAGAGUAAUAACUUAUGCUAACCAUGAUGAUUACAUAUCUUUCCGACAUCACAUGUACAGAAAGGUGGAUGGCAAAUAUGUAGAACUCUCAGAGAUCGGACCACGCUUCCAACUUAAGCCUUAUGAGAUUAAAUUGGGAACCCUUGACAAUGAAGGAGCUGCUGAUACUGAAUGGGCAUUGCGGCCUUACAUGAAUACAAGUGCAAAGAGAAGAUUUUUAUCUGAUGAUGAUGGUUGGGUUCAAGAAGAUGAGAACAUAAAUGUGUAAUGUAGUCUGUUUUCAUUUGCUGUCACUUCUUGCUUUGCUGUAAUGUAUUUAUUAAAAUAUCAUCCAUUCCAAUGACUUUGAUUACUUCAAAUCUUAUGAAACAAAUAUGUAUAUUUUUGAACCUGUUUACUACAUUCAAGUCUGUACUUUGUAUGAAACCUAAGUCUCGUCUAAAAUUGUUGAAAAUUAAAAACAAAAAGGACCGCAA